This is a messenger RNA of Megachile rotundata (alfalfa leafcutting bee), 2027 nucleotides long. RefSeq names its product sorbitol dehydrogenase. Gene Ontology annotation, molecular function: zinc ion binding; L-iditol 2-dehydrogenase (NAD+) activity. Gene Ontology annotation, biological process: D-sorbitol catabolic process. Lineage: Eukaryota; Metazoa; Arthropoda; Insecta; Hymenoptera; Megachilidae. The record is from RefSeq and is a predicted model, not a curated record.
CUGUUUAUAUAUAGACGCGGUCUGCUCGUUCUUCUUUCCUAGUUCGAGUUUCGUUCCGUCGCUAUUCUUUCAUUAAACAUUCAAGAUACACCGGAGCAUCGUGUCAUCUUUACUUGCAUUACUUACUUACGUUCUCGUUGAUCAUGGCCAAGGACAAUCUUACCGCUAUCCUCUACGGUAUCAACGAUAUUCGACUGGAACAAACUCCGAUCGAAGAACCCGAUCACGAUGAGGUACUCCUACAGAUGGGUUGCGUUGGAAUUUGUGGGUCCGACGUCCACUAUUUGGUAAAUGGAAGAAUCGGUGACUUCGUGGUGAGCAAACCUAUGAUAAUAGGCCACGAAGCUGCCGGCGUGGUCGUCAAGCUAGGAAAGAACGUGAAAAAUUUGAAGCUCGGUGAUCGAGUGGCUAUCGAGCCUGGUGUAUCCUGUAGAACUUGUGCAUUCUGUAAAACGGGCCGUUACAAUUUGUGUAAGGAAAUGGUGUUUUGCGCAACCCCACCUGUACACGGCAAUUUGAGGCGUUUCUACAAACAUGCGGCUGACUUUUGUUUCAAAUUACCAGAACACGUGAGUUUGGCCGAAGGAGCAAUGUUGGAGCCUCUAUCGGUGGGCGUUCAUGCUUGUAAGCGCGCGGAUAUCGGCAUCAGUUCGAAAGUUUUGAUUCUGGGCGCUGGUCCGAUCGGUUUGGUGACGAUGCUGGCAGCCAAAGCUAUGGGUGCAAAUAAGAUCGUCAUUACCGAUUUGACGCAAAGCAAAUUGGAUGUCGCGAAGAAGCUAGGCGCUGACGCCACGCUUUUGGUGAAAAAUAAUAUGACGGAGACUGAACUCGUAAAAAAGAUUCACGAACUUUUCGACGGCGAAGAGCCCGACAAAACGAUCGACGCGUGCGGAGCACAAUCCACGAUCCGUUUGGCAAUUCUCGUAACGAAAUCCGGCGGAGUUGCAGUGUUCGUAGGAAUGGGUGCAGCGGAGGUUAAAAUUCCACUGAUCCACGCGCUCGUGAGGGAAGUCGAUAUCAGAGGCGUAUUCCGAUACGCGAACGAUUACGCCGACGCGCUGGAACUCUUGGCGACCGGAAAAAUAGACGUGAAACCGCUGAUAACUCACAAUUAUAAAAUAGAGGAUACCGUAGAAGCGUUCGAAACUGCGAAAUCGGGACAAGGUGUUAUUAAGGUCAUGAUAUAUUGUAACUAGAGCAUCGACGAACGAAAGUAAUCUUCCAUUCCUGUUUGGAACGCCGUGGACGAGAUUUGGUAGCCAUGUCGAUCGUCGCUAAAAUUUACGCUAACAUCUCGAUAUGAUCGAUGUUACGUUUCACGCAGGUACUCAUCUUGGACGAGACGAACGCACAUUUUACACGAAAUUUUUACUAGACUUACGUUCGAAACGGCGCGUUAAAACGUAAGGAAAAUCCACGCUUUUAAAUCUAUUAUGCUGUUUUAACACGUACAGUUCCUUUUAGAAUAUUUCCUAUAGUUUAUUUUAUAUUAAACGAUAAUGUUAUACGCGUCCGGCACGCGUAGUGGAAUUAUGUAUGCGUAAUUUAUACGUAGAUGUAUUUAAAUAAGUUAGAAAGAGACAAAAUACUCGUCGAUCUUGCAUGUAAAUAUAUACGUAUUCAUAUUGUGUAGGUACAUAUGUAAAGUACACCUUUUUUUUCUUGUACCGGUUAAUACUCGUAAACCCCGAUAACCGACUCAUAUUGGUAGUAACUCUACGCGAUAAAUGUUACGACGGAAAAUUUUCGCUAUAUUGCACUUAUUCUUUUUAUUCAACGAACGCUGUGUGGUUGCACUACAAGAAUGUUACAUAACGUCGAUAUCAUAAUCUUGUUGUCCUCGAGUUUUCGAUUCGCCACGAAACGCAGAUUAUUUUUACUAUUAUCAAAUUAAAGUUGAAGCGUUCGACUUGACGACAGAAUCGUUCGAUCUUUUAAGCCGCGAUUUUAUAACAAAUGCCAUAGAAAGACGAUCGGGUAUUCUCGAAUUUUUCUUUCAAUAAACGUUUUCAUAUACUUCAACCAUA